Argentina anserina (silverweed cinquefoil) is the source of this 1497-nucleotide messenger RNA. RefSeq lists its product as uncharacterized. The record is from RefSeq and is a predicted model, not a curated record. Lineage: Eukaryota; Viridiplantae; Streptophyta; Magnoliopsida; Rosales; Rosaceae. Bases 985 to 1497 code for a protein of 170 amino acids. The transcript has 9 exons.
CUAAUUUCAACUCUGAGAGCUUGGUGCAUAAAUGAAAAACUGCCACACAUCAACAGAGAACGAGGGAGGCGAAAGGAAUGGCACGAUGUCGGAGGUUAUCGGAAUUGAUAUGGGUUCCUUUAAAAGGAGGCACCGAACAAAGAAUCAACCAAAUUCAGAAUCACUCUUUACUAAGGGAAAGCAAUUGUCUGCGGGUCUGGCUGCCGAAUUCUAUUUCAAAUCCCUAAUACUAUUAACCUUCGUUUGAUUUUGGGGUAGUUUGAAUUGGCACGGUGGAGCAACUGUGGAGGUUUCUGAUCACUCCUUAGUUUGUAAAAUUGUAUGGUUCAAUUUUAAAGUAAAAUCUUUAGUAGUUUGUAUUAUGUAAUCUUGAAGAUCACAGGGAAUGUGUAGGGAGGCCUUUGCCAUAGCAGGUCAUCAAGCCUUAAUAAAUUUACUUCUAAAGAAAAAACAACUCUGUUUUUGGCUUCUCUCAAAUCCUUUGGUAUCUUUCUUGAUGAAUGAGAUGCUUAUGUUGUAACUUUUGGCAUUUUUAGGCUUCUAUAGCAUAGUUUAAUGUGAGAUUUGAUCUUUAUUGUAAUUUGAGUAGACAUGAUUAUUGAUCUUCAACUGUUUCUAGGUACAUGUCUAGCACUAAUUAUUUUUCAGUUCUUAGCAAAUUGAUAAAGAUAAGCUCUAUGUUUGCUGCACGUAUUUGGGAUGCUGGGAUUGGAUAUGAAGAUUGAAUUUCCAUUUAUGCUACAUAACAUCACUCUCUUAGAUUGAUUUUGUUACACAGUUAUCUAUGCAAUAUUCAAUCAAAUGAAAAUUCAUUACAGGUGGCUCGGUUCAAUUCAAUCUAUCCAGGUGGUUUGGCAUCAUACAUCAAAAUUGCUAGAGAACUAUUAGCAGAUUCAAAAGGAAUCCAUGAAUUCAUUUGAUGGCUUUACACCUUCAUUUUUGUUUUUACAAGCAAUGAAAAAUGAUAUGUAAUCCACUCAACUAAUGAUGGCAUACUUACAACGAAGACAAAUUUUGGCAAGAAGAUAUGCACAUUAUCAAGCACAGAGGAAAGAGAGCACAAAAAGACACAUAAACAAAAAUGUUUCGUUGUAUUCAAUCGGGUGGCGCAGGACAAUAUAUGAAAAACAGAAAUCUAUCUCAAUUCGUGCACCUGCUUGGCCAAUGGGAAUAUCAAUAAAGAUGAACAGUCAUGAUCUUAGGAAAGUGAUUUUGAAAGAAUGGAACAAGAAGAAAGAAGAGCAUUAUCAGUAUGAAAAUGCACAUCAAGAGUUGAUGUCUCAUUCGAUUUCUUACAUUAGACGAACAAAGAGAAAAGUACAACGAAUUAGGAGAAAAAUGCAGUGUAUGAAUACAUCUUUCCUCGAUAAGUUCUACAUGCAACGGACUGUUCAGAAUUUAAGCAACAAUUGGAGCAAGGCUGUUGCAAUAAAAAAAAAGUCAAAUGUGCUGAUUGAAGAUCGAGUGCAAGAAAACGGAUGGCUAAAGUGGACUUAA